Ziziphus jujuba (common jujube) is the source of this 1782-nucleotide messenger RNA. RefSeq names its product probable membrane-associated kinase regulator 4. The record is from RefSeq and is a predicted model, not a curated record. The transcript has a single exon. Gene Ontology annotation, molecular function: kinase inhibitor activity. Gene Ontology annotation, cellular component: plasma membrane. Bases 317 to 1507 code for a protein of 396 amino acids. Lineage: Eukaryota; Viridiplantae; Streptophyta; Magnoliopsida; Rosales; Rhamnaceae.
AAAUAGGUGAUUAGCUGCUAAGCGGGAAAGAGAUGAGAAAAAAAAGAAAAAGAAAAAAGAUUCAAAAAUAAUAUUUCUUUUAUGCAAUUUUAUAUGCUUGGAAGCAUUCAAAAUAUUUUUAAUUAAAAAAUAAAGAUCUGACAGUUUCCUUUUUUUUUAUUUUUAUUUUUAUUUAUAAUAUUAUUGUAACUUGGCUAUAUCUUCACUUUAAAGGAUGCUCUGCUCUCUUUACUUCACCAAGCUCUGCUCCCCAUAAGCAUCUCUACAGAGAAAGAAAGAAAGAAAGAAACGAAAGAGAAAUAGUUCAUCACAUGAAAUGGCCACAACCCAAGCUUCAUGUUGUAACCAAACAGAUGACGAUUACAUAGACAUGGAAGUAAGCAGCUCAUCUUCUUCUUCAGCCUUUUUCUGCUACUCCAUUAGCUCACCACCACAAACCAGAGAGUUUGAGUUCCAAAUGUCCACAGUUUCUCAUGACAAAGAGCUCACUACUUCACCAGCUGAUAUUCUUUUCUACAAAGGAAAACUCCUUCCUCUUCACCUCCCUCCUCGCUUACAAAUGGUUCAGAAUAUCCUCCGAACUUCAAACACAAAACCAGAAGAAGAAGAAGAAGGAUUUGAAGUAGCUUACAGGAUUCCAAGCUUCAUUAAUGGUUCAACUACUCCUUCCUCUACCAAUACAAGCACUCCAUUGGAAUCCUGCAGCAUUUCUCCAUCCGAAUCUUGCCGGGUCAGUUGCGAACUGAACCCUGAUGAUGAAUAUCUCUCCGAAUGGGCUACUGAAAUGAGUGUCUUUAUUGGAGAUCAUCGACCAAAGAAGCUUUCAUGGUCUACAAAGCUGAAGCAGAUCAAACAAUCUUCUCUGGGACAAAAGAUCAAACAGUCGAGGGCAUAUCUCAAAUCCUUGUUCAGUAAAUCAGGUUGCAAUUCAGAUGGUUCUUGCGCUAAAACAGCAUGCUAUGCAGACGAAUCGCAGAGCAUUUCAAGAGGGAAAAAUAGUAUUAACAACUACUCGAACAUGAACAAGAAAAACCCAUUUGGAAGAAUCAACAAUGGUAGAUACCAGAUAUCAACCACAUUGAUGAAGAGCAUAGAGAAUGAAAUGGCUGCUGAUAAUCAUCAUCAUCAGGAGGGUCUUCACAGUCAGAGAAGGUCAUUCUCUGGUGUGAUUCCGAGGCAGUAUUCAGGAACCAAAUCUUCAGGUUCAUCGUCAACUACAUCUACAUCUUCAUCUGGAUCUUCUUCAUCAUCUUCUUCUUUCUCGUUCAGCUCAAAUGGGUCUUGUUAUGAUUCACAGCUGCUGAAGAGAAGUAGUAGUGCGAGUUCAGAGAUUGAAAGCUCCAUUGAAGGAGCUAUAGCUCACUGCAAACAGUCAAACCAGGUUGUUGUUGGUUCGAGAAAGAUUGUUAAUGGUGGAAAUCAAAGUGGCGUUUGUUCAAUAUUGUCUGCUUCAAGGAUUGGAGGGGUUUGUGCGGAUCAAGAUAGACCAGGACUGUGCCGCAUCUAAUGGGGAUAAAGAAUCUCCAUGAAUGAGAGAGAGAGAGAGAGAGAGAGAGAGAGAGAGAGAGAACAGAAGGGAUUGAAAGAGACAAUAUUUGACAUGAUUCACAUGGAAAUUGCUGUUGAAACUUCUUUUGAAGUUGGAAGUCUUUAAAUGCAAAGCUAGAUUAUGAGAUUUUUUUUCUUUUUUUUUCUUUUUUAACCACUGUUGGAUUAGACCUUCAUGUGUGGAUUUGAAUUGAACCAGCUAAUUAAUUCAUGUUCUAUUGUUGUUAGUUUGUU